GCUUUUCUUAGAGACAUGAUACUAGAGGAAAACCGUCCAGUCCCAGAACCAGGUCCCAAUGAGGUCCUCCUGCGGAUGCAUUCUGUUGGAAUCUGUGGGUCUGACGUUCACUACUGGCAGCAUGGUCGAAUUGGGGAUUUUGUCGUGAAGGACCCCAUGGUGUUGGGACAUGAAGCUUCUGGGACUGUUGUCAAAGUGGGAUCAGGGGUGACUCAUCUGAAACCAGGUGAUCGAGUGGCCAUCGAGCCUGGCGUCCCAAGAGAAAUGGAUGAGUUCUGUAAAACUGGCCGCUAUAACCUGUCUCCAACCAUCUUCUUCUGUGCGACACCUCCCGAUAAUGGGAACUUGUGCCGCUACUACAAGCACAGUGCCAGCUACUGCUACAAGCUUCCAGAUAAUGUCACCUUUGAAGAAGGAGCCCUUAUCGAGCCCCUUUCUGUGGGAAUCCAUGCCUGCAAAAGAGCGGGAGUCACUCUGGGAAGCAAAGUCUUUGUGUCUGGCUCUGGACCAAUUGGCCUUGUUAAUGUGCUUGUUGCUAAGAUGAUGGGUGCAGCAGCUGUGGUAAUUACAGAUUUAUCUGCCUCUCGCCUGCAAAAAGCCAAGGAGAUGGGGGCAGAUUUCACCAUUCAGGUGAAGAACGAGACCCCGCAGGAGGUGGCCUCCAAAGUGGAAAGUCUGCUUGGCUGUAUGCCUGAGAUAACUGUGGAGUGUACGGGAGUGCAAGCCUGCAUCCAGGCUGGCAUUUAUGCCACUCGUUCUGGUGGGACCUUGGUGCUGGUGGGGCUGGGGCCCGAUAUGGUCACUGUGCCCAUUGUGAAUGCCGCUGUGCGGGAGGUGGAUAUCCGGGGGAUAUUCCGUUACUGCAACACGUGGCCUGUGGCAAUUGCUCUGCUCGCAUCCAAGCGGAUUAAUGUCAAGCCCUUGGUUACGCACCGCUUCCCCCUGGAAAAGGCUCUUGAGGCGUUCAAGACCACCAAGAGGGGUGAGGGGGUCAAAGUCAUGCUGAAGUGUGACCCCAGCGACCACAACCCCUGAGAUGCAUCGGUGCCUGGCUCUCUCGCCCCUUACACUGCCUGCCUGAGAUGAAGCAUGAGGCCACAGGAGGCUGAUGUAUGGCUGUUGCAUGUUUACACAGUCACCUUAUGCAGGCACCACUUUCUAAUAGGGCUAGAAAAUCAAACAAUAAUGAGGGUGAGUGGCACUGAGGGAUACACCAUUAGAGUAUUGACAGGUAUUAACUACAAAUGGAGAACCAAUAGGGAAUAGUUGAAUCAAAACGUUGCUGUUUGUUUGGUUAGAGAUGGUUCACACAGCUGGCUCUUCUUCGCUGGCCUCAUAUGCAGAAGAGCCUGGGUGUCUUUGCACACACCAGGCAGAGCUGCCUGCGUGGCCGUGGGAUUUGGGGGAGGAUGUUGCCAGCCGCAUGGGAGAGGGGAGGGUGGAGAUGCUGGCACUCCACCUUCCUGCCCCAGCACUGCCCCAGGGCUCUGUUUGCCGCAGCUCUUCCCGCGUGGCAGUCCCUGGCUGUGGGGUGGCUCUAGGUAAACACUCGGCCCUCCAGUUGCACCUUCCCUCGGGCAUGCUCGGGGACUGUAACAGCCUGUGGAACAAAGCCUGGCCAGCCCACCUCUACCGGAAGCAUCUACACAUUCAGAUCAUUCUCUCCAUGCUCUUUGCAAAUAGCACGCUGCAGACCCAAAGCUCAGAGCUUUUCUGAAGAAGCUAGUCUGGGCACCAGCUGGGACCCCCCAGCAGCUCCUCGUGGAACAGAAGGAGCACCGCAGGGCAGGCUGCCAUGUGCUCCCAGGGAAACAGCCCUGUCUGUGGCUGGGACCGCAGGGAGCCCUGUCCUUAUGUCACUCCCACGGAGGGGCUGCUGUUUUGGGGCACAGCUCGCUUUUAGCAUGGAUGGGAGCACAGGUGAGAACUAAGGGGACAGCAUCACUCAAAGGUUUUGCCACUGUGAACGAACCGUAAUUUGGGGGGGAUAUCUGGCCUUCCUGCUGAGUUUGUGAGCCAUGAAUGAGGUACUAAUGAGGUAGCAGGUUGAAGAUAACAAAAUCUGAUCUGAUUACAGUCAUGUUAAUUUUUGUACUGAGAGAUCAGUCCCUUUCUUGGGCUGGGUACUGAACCUUCCUCAGUAAAUGUCACCUACUUGA
Molecule: messenger RNA, 2159 nt
Organism: Athene cunicularia (burrowing owl)
Lineage: Eukaryota; Metazoa; Chordata; Aves; Strigiformes; Strigidae
Gene: SORD
Product: sorbitol dehydrogenase
Exons: 9
Coding region: 16-1035 (339 amino acids)
Biological process (GO): D-sorbitol catabolic process
Molecular function (GO): zinc ion binding; L-iditol 2-dehydrogenase (NAD+) activity
Source: RefSeq, a predicted model, not a curated record